AUUCCAUCUCCUUAACUACCCCCCGCCCGCGUGGUUGCUAAGGCAACAGAGUCCUUGGAGAGUCAGAAAGGCGGCGGUGGCGUGGAUUGGGCCUGGUGGGCAAGAUGAUGCUUUCGAGGCUCAAACCCGCCGUCGGGGGCGGCCCGCAGCUUGCAGACAAGCGCAAAAAGAAAGGCAAGCGGAUCCCGCAGCUGGAGGAGCUGCUGACCCAGCGCGAUUUCACUGGUGCGAUUGCCCUGCUGGAGUUUAAACGUCAUGUUGGGGAACAAGAGGAAGAUGGAGAUCUCUGGAUUGGAUAUUGUGCUUUCCAUUUGGGUGACUACAAGAGAGCAUUGGAGGAGUAUGAGGCUUUGACCAAACAACCUAACUGCAACCCUGACGUUUGGGUGAAUCUAGCAUGCACUUACUUUUUCCUGGGGAUGUAUACACAAGCCGAUCAGGCAGCCUUGAAAGCUCCCAAAAGUAGACUUCAGAAUCGUCUGUUGUUCCAUUUAGCCCACAAGUUCGGUGAUGAGAAGAAACUGAUGAGCUUCCACCAGAAUCUGCAGGACAUAACAGAAGAUCAGCUUAGCCUAGCAUCUAUCCACUAUAUGCGAUCUCACUACCAAGAGGCCAUUGAUAUCUACAAACGCAUACUUCUCGAUAACCGGGAAUAUCUGGCUCUCAAUGUCUAUGUGGCCUUGUGCUACUACAAGCUGGAUUACCAUGAUGUCUCCCAAGAGGUGCUAGCUGUCUACCUUCAGCAAGUUCCUGAUAGCACCAUUGCUCUUAACUUAAAGGCCUGUAAUCAUUUUCGACUCUAUAAUGGGAAGGCUGCUGAGGCAGAGCUCAAGAGUCUGAUGGACAGUGCCUCAAUAUCAUUUGAGUUUGCUAAAGAACUCAUUAAACACAAUCUGGUGGUUUUCCGAGGAGGGGAAGGGGCUCUUCAAGUACUACCUUCCCUGAUUGACGUUAUUCCUGAAGUCAGAUUGAAUUUAGUUAUUUACUAUCUCCGACAAGAUGAUGCACAGGAGGCUUACAACCUCAUCAAAGACCUGGAACCUACAACUCCUCAGGAAUAUAUCCUCAAGGGAGUAGUGAAUGCAGUUCUUGGACAGGAAAUGGGUUCAAGAGAUCAUUUAAAAAUUGCUCAGCAAUUCUUCCAGCUGGUGGGAGGCUCAGCCAGUGAAUGUGAUACAAUCCCUGGGAGACAGUGCAUGGCAUCCUGUUUUUUUUUGCUCAGACAGUUUGAUGAUGUCCUAAUUUAUCUCACUUCAGUGAAGAGUUACUUCUACAAUGAUGACACUUUUAACUUUAAUUAUGCCCAAGCCAAAGCUGCAACUGGCAACACCAAUGAGGCUGAAGAGGUGUUCCUUCUGAUUCAAAGUGAGAAAAUAAAGAAUGAUUUUGUAUACAUCAGCUGGCUGGCUCGCUGUUACAUUAUGAAUAAGAAGCCACGACAAGCUUGGGAGCUGUACCAGAAGAUGGAAACUUCAGGAGAGUCUUUUAGUCUUUUACAGCUUAUUGCAAAUGACUGCUAUAAAAUGGGACAGUUUUACUACUCUGCCAAAGCCUUUGAUGUCCUGGAAAGACUGGAUCCUAAUCCUGAAUACUGGGAAGGCAAAAGGGGAGCAUGUGUAGGCAUCUUCCAAAUGAUCUUAGCUUGCAGAGAACCCAAAGAUACACUAAGGGAAGUGCUGCACCUCCUGAGAAGUACAGGUAAUCCACAAGUAGAGUACAUUGUCCGGAUCAUGAAAAAGUGGGCCAAGGAAAACAGAGUCCCCAUCUAAACUAGCAUUACCCAAGAGGAUGGAAUCCGCUACCAUCUCCUACCAGAAUGUGAAAAUGGCUGUAUUUUAUACCUGGCUGGAAUACUGAAGAGUUUUUCACCCUAAUGCCAGUACUGUAGAAUAUAAUAAUACAAAAUCUUAAGAACAGAUCUAUAUUUUUAUAUUAAUUAAAACUGUCUGAAUGUCAUGCAGUAUGGGCAGUGUCUUUUUAUUACUUCUGUUAUAUAGCAUUUCCUGGGUUUUAUUUUCUUUUAUACUGCAAUUACCAGCAUUUAGCUAUUAAUUUGGUCUUUAGUUGUCAGGUUUUCCAAUGUCCUGCAUUUCUACAAUUCCUCUAGGGAUGAAGCACUUUGAGAACUGGUUUAUUCAAGUUGUACAGAUGCUUACUAGACUCUUUGGUAUCGCUUACCAUAGUAGAUAUGAUGUGAACUCAAAGAAUAUAUUCAGCAUGUCACAGUAAAACUCUUGGCUGUUAGGAAACAUAGGUUUCUAAAUUAUCUCCCCCCCCCCCAAAAAAACCCCACCCCACUGGAAAUGGUACAAAGAGUAUUUCUUCUUAUGUGACUUUAGUAUCUCAGGCACAGACUACGAUGGAAGUAAACUUAUGCAGCAAAUAGCCCACAUUUGGAUGCAUUUGUUUCUCUAACAAGAUUUAGCCUUCUGUCCAGGCAUUAAGGCUGUAAUCCAAAAUGCACAAAGUUGGAAGGAAGUCCCAUAGAUGUUAAUGGAACUUACUUCUCAGUAAACAUUUGUUGGAGCGGGCAGCAAGUGGCUGCUGGGUUAUGUUCACUACAGUUACUAUACUUGGUUGAACAGAGUCUUCUGUACUGCUUUACUUUGUCCUUAGAAGUUAUGUUGUGUAGCAUAAUAAGCAUCUUAAGUACUUGUCAAUAGCUUGAGGAACUAGGGAGUUUACUUCAGAGACUAGAUCACUAAACUCCUAAAGGAUGUGAAGAAGCCAAAAGAAACUCCACCGAAACACACUGUAAAACAUGCUGUAAGCAUUUACAAUCUGUAUGCUUUGAAACUGGUAGUGCUUGUAACUUGUACCAAGUUUUCAUGCUGGGAUGGCGUAAAAACCCAAAGAAAUAAAACAAUUUAUAAAAGUAAA
Molecule: messenger RNA, 2880 nt
Organism: Sphaerodactylus townsendi
Lineage: Eukaryota; Metazoa; Chordata; Lepidosauria; Squamata; Sphaerodactylidae
Gene: IFT56
Product: tetratricopeptide repeat domain 26
Exons: 18
Coding region: 105-1769 (554 amino acids)
Biological process (GO): intraciliary transport involved in cilium assembly; intraciliary anterograde transport
Cellular component (GO): ciliary base; intraciliary transport particle B; ciliary basal body
Molecular function (GO): protein binding; intraciliary transport particle B binding
Source: RefSeq, a predicted model, not a curated record